UUUCGUAACUGCGAACGUGACGGAAAUAACACGUUGAUUUUCAUGUCCCGGUUUAAAGUCUGCAUGUUGUAAGCUGAGUUCGGAGCACAGAGACUCGUGGUGAUAUUAGCGGCACUUGAGCAAGUGGAGUAGAAAGAAAGCACCAAGAUGUGUUCGAGAGCAACGGCAGGGAAUGUCUUCGUGUUCGUAGGAGCGUUGUUCCACGCCUUAGCCAUGUUCACACCCUGGUGGAUUAUCACCACGUCCGCUUACUACGGGUUGUGGCAAUUCUGUACUAGACUGACUGAGAGUGUCAAGUGUCAGUCUAUAUCCUUAGAUCUUUCUGCUAAUAUAGUAAAAGACUCGAUGAAGGCGACUCAAGCUAUCGCGUGUUUGGGUUUGAUCAUGACCGGCCUGGCAGUCCUCUUUACUGUUUACUACUUGUGUCGGUCGGAGAAACUACAGGUGGCGGGUGGCUGUAGUAUUUGUGCAGGUAUUCUCGUCAUGAUUGGUGUCGUCAUUUUCGGUGCCAGUAGGAACUCACUUGGAUUGGCUUCCUACUUAAGUUAUUCGUUUGGUGUGGAGACAGUCGGUGGACUUCUCUUGUGCAUAGCCGGUGGUAUGCAGGUCUCCUGACUGACCUAAGAGUUGCCACUUGUGUCUGUUUGACCGUUUUGAUAAUAGCGCGAUCGUUAAAAUAGUGUUGUGAUAGUAUUGCAACUAGUCAGGCCCUAAUCUAGGAUUUUAAAAAGUAGAAGUAGCUUCUCCCUUCCCAGAAGAAAGGGGAGAAGGUGGAGGGGAAAAGUUAUAAAGUGUGGAUUUAGUCCAUGGCCCAGAUCAGGAUUUGGUACCACCCAGAGGGACAAAGGCUUAUGGGUUAGUUUUGUUAAGUCUAUGUAUGUAUACAAUAAAAUGAGGUGAUAGUCUUCCAUAUCGAGUAGCUUUCUUUCAUUUUCACCCUAAAGACUACAUAGUGUGCGUAAAAAACCCGACCCAAUAUCGGUGACGUUUUGACCUCUGCUUUUGCAUAUUAUGAUGUGUAAUUGAUUGGGGGCUUCAAUACACACAUUUUGAGUGGUGAAUUGCUAUGAUAGGGUGAUUCUAAGGAAAAUUGUUCCAAAUUAAUUUUUUCCCUAUGCCCAAAAUUUGCAUUGGAGUUCUUUCCGCACACUAUUCAGUCUUCAGGGUGGAAAUUUGACAGAAAGCUACUCGAUACGGAAGGCCAUCACCUCAUUGUAUUAUCCACAUGCAUGGACCUAUCACACAAACCCUAUGAGCAUUUGUCCCUCUGGGUUGUACCAAAUCAUGAACAUUUCGCCUCAGGCCCAUGGACUAAUUUCGGCGAAGAAAACGUUCAUUUCGCCGGCAAGAUUAGGACAUGAUUAAUACUGUUGCAAUAGCAUUUGAAUUUGUUUAAUUAAAAAAAAAAAAAAAUUGAAUAUAAAUUUGUGUCUAAUGCUUAAUGUUUUCGCCUGUCUAUCAAUACAUAUGUGUACAUUGUAUUGCUAUGAACAUACCCUUAGCUGUUGAAAAUAAGUUAUAAUAAAACAUUUUAUUGCUAUGAACAUACCCUUAGCUGUUGAAAAUAAGUUAUAAUAAAACAUUCUUUAAAUCA
This is a messenger RNA of Gigantopelta aegis, 1594 nucleotides long. RefSeq lists its product as uncharacterized. The transcript has 4 exons. Lineage: Eukaryota; Metazoa; Mollusca; Gastropoda; Neomphalida; Peltospiridae. Gene Ontology annotation, cellular component: membrane. The coding region runs from base 148 to 615 and encodes 155 amino acids. The record is from RefSeq and is a predicted model, not a curated record.